Neodiprion fabricii is the source of this 2703-nucleotide messenger RNA. Its product is annotated as palmitoyltransferase ZDHHC11. Gene Ontology annotation, molecular function: protein-cysteine S-palmitoyltransferase activity. Gene Ontology annotation, biological process: protein targeting to membrane; peptidyl-L-cysteine S-palmitoylation. The record is from RefSeq and is a predicted model, not a curated record. Bases 403 to 2334 code for a protein of 643 amino acids. Lineage: Eukaryota; Metazoa; Arthropoda; Insecta; Hymenoptera; Diprionidae. The transcript has a single exon. Gene Ontology annotation, cellular component: Golgi apparatus; endoplasmic reticulum.
UAAUUGUAGGAAUCGUAGACUUUUUCUCCUCUCCAGCCGCCCGCGAGAAUGUUGUAAAAUAGAAGAACAAUGCAUGUAUAGUAAAUCGGAUGACUGUAAUAUGCACAGAGGCAGCUAACAGCUGACCAUCCGUACACGCUGUACGUAUAACAGUUUUGGAGGGAUACCAAUAAAAUGAGGUUGCCAUGCCACUAUCGAUUCGCGAGGCACACAGGGCGGAGGCAGGCUCUGCGGCUAUACCGACACCGUCGCCGGGAUGUCGUACGGCUCUGAACGUCGUCUUUCUCAGUCUCGGAUAGACUCCUCAGCGAGCGUCCAACGACUGUGAGCUUCGUUUCCGAAACGAAAAGAAAAAAUGGAGGUUACCCCGACGACGAGGGAGGAUGAGAGAACUUGAUCGGAAUGCGAAAGGGAAUCUGGCGAGCGCCGCGUUGUUGCUGCUGGUGGUCGUGGUGGUGGUGGUGGUGCUCGGUCCGCGUCAAGGGUUCGGAUCGAAACCCGCGAGUGCGACGUGUGAAUGGGUUCCAACUUCCGCUGCACCCCCAACAAGUGGUCGGGUGGAUAGCGCUUGUGGGCAUCGCGGUUGGCACGUUCACGGUGGUCCUGCCGCUUCUCGGUCCGGGCGUACAACCGGUCGGCUCGGGCCUCCUCGGAGCGACGUUCUCACUCCACGUAGCCGCGCACCUCGUGGCGCUGCUCAUCGACCCGGCGGCACCGCAGCUCCGGUCGCAGUCGUCGCGCAAGACCGUGCCGGACUUGGACCGCGCGCGGCAUCUCCACGUGAUUGAAGACGGCCGAUGCCACCUGUGCAACAUAAACACCGGUCGAAGGACGAAGCACUGCUCGGUCUGCAAUAAGUGCGUCGACCAUUUCGAUCACCACUGCAAGUGGCUGAACAACUGUGUCGGGGGCCGAAACUAUCCCGCAUUCAUCGUCUGCCUCGUAUCGGCGGUCGUCGCAGCCCUAGCCGUGGCCGCGAUAUCCCUCGCCGAGUUAGCCCUGGUCCACGCUGACCUGGCCGGCUGGGGCCCGAAAAUGGACAACUCGACGCAGCCGCCGCUGGCCCAGCAGCCCCCCGGAACAGGGUCUCUCGUUGUAAUUUCCCUCGUCGGAAUAUUCUCGGCGAUAGCCGCCGCCCUCCUGAUUCACCUCUGUUUCUUCCACGGCUACAUCGCUUGCCUCGGUCUCACGACCUACGAGUAUGUGCGCGAAAAGCGCGAGCGGAUGGCGGCUCAAGCUGCUUCUCCUGCACCGCCGGCAAAAGCCCGGGCCCGGAAGUGUCCCGCGUUCUGUACCAAUCGAGUCGCGACUGCUGAGGAACCAGAGCGGCCCCGCUACCAAUUCCGGAACGCUCCGUCAGCACCGGUCGCGGUGGACCCCGAUAUGAGCGAGCAGCGCAGCGUCUACAUCUGCUCCACCCAUCAGCGGUCCCAGCUAUGCGGUGCCGAGGAGACUGGGGGGCCCCGAUGCAAAGAGCGGCCGAACUUUCACCUCUACUUUUCGUACGAAACCCGCGACACCGAGACUUCGAUCGAGGUCUCGUCGCAGACGAUUUUGAGCGAGGCCGAACGACCCCGGGAACUCGUUGAGCUCAAGCCGUCCACCCCUUCCCCGGUAUCCUGUUGCUUUUCGAUAAAAAACGCGGGCUCGGAGAAGCGGACGAAGCGGAAACCCCACUCGCCGUUAUCCUUACCCUCGCCCUCGGGCAAGGAACGCGGCCCCAGGUCCUGCCUCACCAUACGCAGGAUACGGUACUUCCUCCGUACCAGACUCAGGCGGAACUCGCGACAACGCUACGUUGCCAGCGAGGCGCCCGUCCCUCGCUCCAGAAAGAACAGGGUAAACCCCUCCGCGAGCGACGUUGGGGUUGGUGAAAACAAGAAGGAAACUCCCAAGUUACAAUCCCCGUCGAGCGCGUCGACGAUUUUAUCCGGGGAUGACAAACCGAGGCCCCCGCUAAAGCUGCCCCCGUUGGUCCUCGUACCCAGGCACAAGAUGGGGCAAAUUCCCGUGGCCUUUGAGUCCAUCGCCAGUGCAGUCCCCGCGCCGGUACCGCAGCCUAGACGGAGUCAGCCACCUCUCAGAAUAAGGAGAACGUCCUUCUCCAAGAGGCCCAGAUUCAAAAUGGGCCCGCAUGUUACGGAGAUCGCCCAGUUGUCCCCGAUUCCUGAAUCAGAGCUCUCGAAACCCGCCUCUCCCAGAACACCGCCCAAAAUUAACCACUUCCCGUUCCCACCCUCGAGCUCGUCUUCGGUGAAUCGCGAUUACACGGAUAACACUGUUACACCUGCUCGUGCUGAUGCGGACGAUGUUGCUCAGGCUAAUUCCCUCUGAUUUGUUGAUUUUGUAUGUUAUAAAGAGUACAAUUGUGGAGAGUUCAGGUAUUGUUAAACGCAAUGCAGUUGAUUAUUACAAGCUCUACGCAACGAACUUUGUAUCCGUCCAUUAUGUCGUUGUUUUCUACGUAUACUUAAAAUUAUACAUAUUAUAUACGCGAUACGCAAUAUUUGUAUUAUGCUAAAUGUACAUACAUACAGGAUUAUACGUACUGUAGACAUUAUGAUAAUGAAUAAAUACGAUAAUUACAUGAAUCUUACGGCCCCCUGAGUAGAGGACCCGGUACCCCCGAUACGCUGCAAAGCACAGUUGAUUCUGCUCUCCGGCCUGGAUCCGUUUUAAUUGGAUCGGAUAACUGGCGAAAUC